AACUGUCAAGAAAUCGAAAAAAACAAUAAAUAUAAUAUGUAUACAAAAUGCCUAACAAACUGCCUUCUCUGCACUUCUCUGCAUUCCUUUUUUUCACAUAACCCGAUCUUACCAAAAACAAAAACAGUACCUGAUGAUUUGCACAGUUCACGCAGGCUGAUAACCGAUAACGAUGUAGCACGUACUUUGGAUCGUUGUUUUAGUGUUAUACAAGAGUCGAGUAAAACGUGGAGUGGUCAAACGGCCUCGGCUUUGGCUCAAAGAAAACCUUUAUCGGCCACUAGUUCCAUACAAUUAGCUGUGACAAGUUACUUGAGCCGUUUCCUUAAAGCUUCGGUAUAUGAAAAGAUUAAAAAACGUCAAACCCGACUGGAUCACAAUCUCUUCGAUGUCAUCUGGCCUGCCUUGAGAAAAACUAGCAAGGAACGUAAUCUGGAAGAGGAUAUUAAUUGUGGCAUUAUAGCUCCUGAUUUUGAUGUUUAUGUGGUAUUUCAAGAGUUUUUAGUGCCCCUGAUCAAAGAUAUGCACUGUUUGAAUAUUAGUGCGGAUUUUAAGCCUCAUCCACGUAUCGCAUACUUUCCCAUGGAAAAUGCUGAACGUCUCAAUACGGCCUAUUUUGUAUUUGAUGAUGAGUCCAAUUUAAUUUCACGCACAAUAGUGGAAUGUUCUAGAAAUUUGGAAAGAUAUGAAUUGCCACUGAAUCUGACAAUAGGGCAAAUUGAACAGGCCGAACGUCUUAUGAUGGGUAAAAUCUUCAGCUCAGCCUUUAUAGAAGCCAUAGAUGAGGCUGAACCGGGUAGUUAUUAUACCUUAACGGAAAUAUUGGAAGACAACUCGGAUAUCUAUGAAAUGUUGAAUGAAUAUGGGCUGUUGAUACCUCUGCUAGAUCUUAAAGAUUGUACCCAAUUAGCCGAGUCCACGGCUUUUAAUGGCAGCUUAUGGCCUUAUGGUCGUGGAGUUUAUAUCAGUUCCUCAAACAAUCUGGCUUUGUGGUUAAAUUGCCAAGAACAUUUACGUAUCAUAGGCACUUCUACGAUGAAAGAUGGAGCCGAUAUUGGAGCGGUUUAUACACGUGUUGGAAGAGCCAUUUCAUUCUUAGAACAGCAAAUACACUUUAAAGAAAGCUAUUUACUAGGUUAUCUGCAGGCAAGACCUUCAUACUUGGGUACUGGUUUGAAAAUGACCACAAUUCUACGUUUGCCCAAUCUGAUGAAAGAAAUGGACAAUUUACGCCACCUUUGUUCGGUGCGGGGCUUGUACUUGACCACUAAUCUAAACUCGAAAAUUAGUGUACGUUUGAUAAACAUGCAGUCGAUGGGUGCUUUUGAGCAUGUACUCUUUCAGGACUACUGCACAGCUGUUACGAAUAUUAUAUCGUUGGAAAAGGAUAUGUCGCUGACGAAUUCCAAGCACAUCGCCUCAAUGUUGGUUAAGAUAUUUCGUCGUAAGAAAACUAGUUUAGUGGAUCGCGACUAAAACAAAAAAAAAAAAAAAAAAAUUAUCUGCUUAACUUGCUAGUACUCAAUUUUGUUACUACUAAUGAAAAUGAGUACAACAAUACCCAUCCACAUCUAAACACCUCAACUUGUAUAUACAAAAAAUACCGUUAUGCAUUUUAAUUAAUUUAAACUUGUAUAUAAAAAUAACAAUCAACUUCACCUUUAAUUCUUCUAAACUGUAUUAUACAAAAAAAAAAAAAAAAAAAAAAAAAACAAACAAAAACAAAAAAGUUUCACUU
This is a messenger RNA of Lucilia cuprina (Australian sheep blowfly), 1738 nucleotides long. RefSeq names its product arginine kinase. Gene Ontology annotation, biological process: phosphocreatine biosynthetic process. Gene Ontology annotation, molecular function: creatine kinase activity. The transcript has a single exon. The record is from RefSeq and is a predicted model, not a curated record. The coding region runs from base 37 to 1476 and encodes 479 amino acids. NCBI's taxonomy places the organism in Eukaryota, Metazoa, Arthropoda, Insecta, Diptera, Calliphoridae.